This is a messenger RNA of Prunus armeniaca (apricot), 1251 nucleotides long. Lineage: Eukaryota; Viridiplantae; Streptophyta; Magnoliopsida; Rosales; Rosaceae. The record is from the annotation of a GenBank genome assembly.
AUGUCACUCAAAAAAAUAUUUCACGAGCUACUGGAGCUCAGAGAUGACAUGGGGAAAAAAUCAAGAAGGGCAGAGAAAAAGCAUACGCGUCGCCGAGCAAAAUCACACAUUGCCCCUGAACAGUCAUUAUCUUCAUUGCCAUCACCUGAAUUGGUUCCACAGAGCCAAUGGGCAAACUUGCCCCCCGAGUUGCUUCUUGACAUAAUUCAACGCUUGGAAGCGAGCGAGACCUCCUGGCCUGCUCGGAGAGAUGUCGUUGCCUGUGCUUCGGUUUGCAGGUCAUGGAGGGAGAUUACAAAAGAGAUAGUCAAGACUCCAGAGCAAUGUGGCUGGCUUACCUUCCCCAUCUCACUGAAGCAGCCGGGUCCAAGAGAUGCUCCGAUCCAGUGCUUUAUUAAGAGGGAAAGAGAAACCUCCACAUAUAGACUGUAUCUUGGUCUAAGCCCUGCUCUGUCUGGGGAUAUGAGUAAGCUAUUGCUGGCAGCAAGAAAGAUCAGACGGGCAACUAGUACGGGUUUUGUGAUAUCCUUGGUUGCAGAUGAAUUUUCUCGAGCAAGCAAUACCUAUGUUGGAAAACUAAGGCAAGCUUUACCUAAAUGGAUCUUUUUUACCAUUUAUGACAGUCAGCCUCCACAAAACCCAGCAAUGCAAACAAAUUGUAGGUCACAUCGCAGAAUCAAUUCAAAGCAGGUAUCCCCAAGGGUACCUGCUGGCUGUUUUAGUGUUGCUUCUGUAUCUUAUGAACUCAAUAUCCUCCGAACAAGGGGCCCAAGGAGAAUGCAAUGCACCAUGCAAUCAAUCCCCAUAACAGCAGUUCAAGAAGGGGGCUUUGCUCCAACUCCAACAGAGUUAUUAACUUGCUUAAACCAAAAAUGCUCUCCAUUGUCCAUUUCGCAAGGGAAGAAGCCACUUGCUAACUUGGGCUCUAGUAGUCCCACACUGGAUUUGGAACAUGGCAUGAAGGAUCCACUCAUUUUGAAAAAUAAAUCCCCUCGAUGGCAUGAACAGCUGCAGUGUUGGUGUCUAAACUUUAAGGGUCGUGUUACAGUGGCAUCCGUGAAGAAUUUCCAGCUGGUGGCUUCUGCAGAGCCUUGCCAUAAUGUUUCAUUGGCUGAACAAGAGAAAGUAAUCCUGCAAUUCGGGAAGAUUGGUAAAGACAUUUUCACUAUGGAUUAUCGCUACCCUCUCUCUGCUUUCCAAGCCUUCGCAAUUUGCUUGAGCAGCUUUGACACGAAACCAGCCUGUGAAUGA